GGUCCUGCCGCGGGCCGGGCUCCCGCGGCCGCCGCUCACCGGGACUCCAGCCACCUGGGCGGGAUGGAGCGGCUGGUGCUGAUCAAAGCGCUGGUCCCCCGGCUGCUGUUCGUGCUGCAUUCGCUGGUCGGGGUCGCCAGAGUGACCUUGGUGUUGAAGAAUCCCCAGUACUGGCUGCUGGCUCUGCUCAACCUCUUGCUCCUCCUGGAGACCGUGCUAACCCUGAAGUUCAAGCGCGGCGGCGGCUACAGAUGGUUUUCACCAGCCAUAUUUUUGUACCUGAUCAACAUCAUACCUUCGUUGUGGCUCCUCGAAAUGUACUAUCGGAACCAGUACUGCAGAACCCAGUCUCAGAUGUCUCAGAACCUCAGCAGAAAAUCAGACUUCAAUCAAACCCAGAUGUCCCAUGAACACACCUUUGGGAUGGAGAUCAUUGAGAUGGGCAGAAAUUUGGUAACUAACUUGUCUUCUGGAUGUGAUCAAGUUUGGACCUUAGGGCUCCAUGAAACUUUGCUGCUAGUGUUAAUUCUUGGGCGAUGGCUUCUACCCAUCGGAGGCACCAUAACAAGAGACCAACUCUCAGAACUUCUUCUGAUAUUCGUGGGAACAGCUGCUGACAUAUUGGAAUUUGCCACUCAGACGCUGAAUGAAAAGGACGUCAGGAGUAACCCCGUGCUGGUCUUCGCCAUCCUCGGCAUCUGGACCUGGAAUAUGCUGCAGUUUCCCCUCGACCUGCCAGUGCAGCUAAAGGUGGUGUGUCCCUCAAAGGUGAAAGCCAGGGGCUUUGCCAGCCUGUUCUUCUGCCACUACAGUUCGGAUCUGUGGACGAUUUGCCUCAGCCUCUUCAUCCAAGACGGUCCCUUCCUCGUCGUGCGUGUCAUCCUGAUGAGCUAUUUCAAAGUGAUCAGUCACAUGCUGGUGUUCUUUACAGUGAAGAAUUCCCUCGUAAUAAUGCUGCAUCUGUACCGCUUAGUGGCGCUGAUAUUGGCCACCCGAGAGUCCUUACGCCACCAGUCAGAAGGGCUUAGGGCAGCGGGCAGAGGCCAUGACCAACCCUCUGAGAGCAGGCUCAGGGAGGGCACGGAUGAGUCCUGUCCUCUGUAGGCCUCGGCAGCCAGCUCUGCGGACUCCCACCCCGGGCCUCAGUGACUCUUCCCCAGCGCGCUGCUAGGCUUGACAGGCAUGAUCUCUUUCUUUCUUUUUUUCCCCUAAAUCUCAAUCCCGACGCAAGAGUUUUCAAAGAAACAUGAAGAGAUGGCAAUUUUCUUUGCUUUUUCACUUGAAAUAGAAUGAGCUUUGGGGAGUAGUGAUUGAGGCCACUUCCAGAGAAAACAGCAAAUAGAACAGGUGUGGAGCUCCCAGGUGACGUGCUUGUGCUGGUCAGCGCCCCCCAGUGCUCUCUAAAUACCUGGGGACAACAGAGGCUUUGAAUGUCGACUCCACUUUCAGACCAUCUCCCGUGACCAGCUCUUCAAUGUCGGUUCAGUACGUGCAAAACAAGUGCUAGAAAGGUGUCCUGAAAAUGACCUCAUUGUGGACCAGAUGCUAGAAAAAAAUCACUGCCCAACUUCCUUAGCUCAGAGAGGCCCAUGUGUGGUUGCACAGGCCUUUACAGAGACAUGACUUUUCUGGACUGAGGAGUCCUUCUGUCAUGACAGGCAUGCUCUUACAGAAAUGUGACUGCUUCUGGUUUGGGUGCUAUAAAAUCCAUAGCAAGUCAUUAUGAUUGCACACCUAUAGGUUGCAAGGAAGAAAACACCAAUAAAAGGCCUGGACAGUAAUAGUCUCCACCUAGUACAAUUUGUGUCUUAUGUAGUUUUCUGAAUACUCCUUUAUGGCCUUGGCGUAGCCCAUGAGCUGAUACAGGCACGCUGCGAUACAGAUCAAGGUGCCCCAGCCCUGAGUGUCUCCAGCAGCAGCAGCAGAGGUCGCUGCUGGCUCCUAGGAAUGGCCUCCUCUGCAGAUGGCCUUUGGUCCCAGUGAGUGUGCAGAGUGACCACAAGCCACAGCCUCCUGGGAACCAGGCUAUUUUCUUGUGUCUCUGGAUUGUGGCUCAAUUUCCCAUGACUGAAAUAGCCAUGCUUUAUAUACCUUGGUAUUUUCUGGGUGAAAAUGAUUUUGAACUUUCUAAAGUCAAGUUUUGUUUUUAAAUACAUAGUGUAUUGGAUUUUAUCGUAGUUACAUGAGGAAAACAGUAUAAAAUGCAAAAAAAAAGAAAAAAAAAACUGUUCCUUAAGAGUUUGAGUCAAGGGCUGGAGAAAUGGCUUAAUGGUUAAGGAUC
Messenger RNA from Jaculus jaculus (lesser Egyptian jerboa), 2281 nucleotides. It is a transcript of the gene Tmem26, whose product is annotated as transmembrane protein 26. The coding region runs from base 64 to 1104 and encodes 346 amino acids. NCBI's taxonomy places the organism in Eukaryota, Metazoa, Chordata, Mammalia, Rodentia, Dipodidae. The transcript has 6 exons. The record is from RefSeq and is a predicted model, not a curated record.